GUGCAUCUAGCUGAUCGCGAACAUGCUGAUGAUCCGAAAUUUCGCAAAUUUCGUCGUCAGCUAUUUCACACCUCGCUGUACACCAUUCUAGAGUCCCUCAAGCCAGGGAUGACUACUCCAGAGGUGGUGCGCUAUGCUGAUGGUCAUUACCGUCGCACAGUCUAUGGUUUGGGGCCCUAUAUUGCAGACUAUCCUGAGCAAGCUCUCUUAGCUUGCAUAGUUCAAGGAUGGUGUCCUAGAUGUGAUGCACAUAGAGAUGACCUUGAUGGAGAGGGUAUCCAGCGUAGUCACUCUGUGACUGAUCCACUGCUGGAUGCCUUAAGCCUAAGGGUUCUCUGGGAUGAAUAUGGUAUAGUGGGAGAUCUGCUGGUGGGCUAUGUCUUAUAUGAAGGUGGAUGUAUGAGACUGACUUGUUCAAAGCCCUUUACAGUGGCUUUUCCUAGAGCAGACAUCCAUGAGAUGCUUUCACCUGACCUUUUGCACCAAGUCAUCAAAGGGACCUUUAAGGACCACUUGGUUGCUUGGGUUGAGGAGUAUCUUGUGCUCACACAUGGCAAGGCUCAAGCUGCUAUCAUCUUGGCAGAUAUUGACCGCCGUAUUGCUGCUGUGCCUCACUUUCCUGGUCUACGUCGCUUCCCUGAAGUGCGGGGCUUCAAGCAAUGGACAGGAGAUGAUUCUAAGGCCCUUAUGAAGGUCUACAUUCCUGCCAUCAAGGGAUAUGUGCCUCCACAGAUGGUGCAAGCUCUUAGCGCCUUUCUGGAAUUCUGUUACCUGGUGCGACGUGAUACUAUUACCACUCGCACUAUGGCACAGAUUGAAGAUGCACUUGCGCGAUUUCAUCGCCAUCGAGUCAUCUUUGAGGAGGUGGGAGUUCGUCUGGAUGGCUUCUCAUUGCCGCGCCAGCACUCUCUUAAGCACUAUCCUAAACUCAUCCAGAUGUUUGGAGCCCCCAAUGGUCUGUGCUCCUCUAUAACAGAGUCUAAGCACAUCAAGGCGGUGAAGGAGCCAUAUCGGCGCUCAAACCGCUUUGAAGCCUUGGGUCAGAUGCUGCUUACCAAUCAGCGUCUGGACAAGCUUGCUGCUGCACGUGUGGACUUCACUGCACGUGGUAUGCUUCGUGGUUCCUAUCAUCCAAUGCCUGCAAUUCCUGAAGAGGAUAUUUGGGCUGGCCUUGGCUUUGAUAGACCUCAUAAUGGGGAUAUUGAAGAGAUGGCUGAGCAACAGGCUGCUCUGGAUGAGGAUGAUGAUGGUGGUCCAGUGGAUGAAGAUGUUAUAGGCAAGGUUGUACUGGCUAAGCGAAAGUCAAGGGGCUACCCUAGAGACUGCUAUGAACUUGCAGCUCAUAUUGAGGUGCCUUCUCUUCCAGAGCUAGUUCGUCGUUUCCUCUAUGUUCAACAGCAUGAUGGCCCUGUUGAACUUGGAGAGAACAUUGACCUUGCACUCUGUCCACCUGCUCCUCGCCAGAUCUCUGUGUUUCCUUCAGCUGUUGCCUACUUCUAUGCACCCAGCGAUGUAUGUGGUGUUAGAGGCAUGCGCAAGGAGCGCAUUAGAUCUGUGCCUUCAUGGCGUGGAGGUCCUGCCCGCCGGGACUGUGUCUUCAUUUUGGAUGAUGACACUCAGCCUGGCUUUCUUGGGUUGCUUGCAGCUCGUGUUCUUCUUCUGUUUUCUUUCAAGGACAUAGAUGGUGUGGAGUAUUCUUGUGCUCUUGUCUCCUGGUUUCUGCCUACUUCUGAUCAUCCAUGUGAAGAGACAGGGAUGUGGAUAGUGGAACCUCAGGUGGAUGAGUUUGGACAUCAGACUGUGUCUGUUGUCCAUCUUGACUGCAUUCUACGGGCUGCACACCUUAUUGGUGUUGCUGGUAAAGAUCCUAUUCCCACUAGGCUAAAACAUACUGAUAGUUUAGAUGCAUUUACUGCCUUCUAUGUAAAUAAGUAUGCUGACCAUCAUGCACAUGAAAUUGCCUUCUAA
Dichomitus squalens LYAD-421 SS1 is the source of this 1968-nucleotide messenger RNA. RefSeq lists its product as uncharacterized. The transcript is spliced from 5 exons. NCBI's taxonomy places the organism in Eukaryota, Fungi, Basidiomycota, Agaricomycetes, Polyporales, Polyporaceae. The record is from RefSeq and is a predicted model, not a curated record. The annotation marks the transcript as partial.